Brassica oleracea var. oleracea is the source of this 2316-nucleotide messenger RNA. RefSeq lists its product as uncharacterized. Lineage: Eukaryota; Viridiplantae; Streptophyta; Magnoliopsida; Brassicales; Brassicaceae. The record is from RefSeq and is a predicted model, not a curated record. Bases 1 to 2316 code for a protein of 771 amino acids. The transcript has 4 exons.
AUGUCCUCUCUCUGCUAUGGCUGGAACGUCACUUCAAAUCACCAAUGUGAUGAGGAUGGUAGGAUUAUCCUUAUCUGGAGAGACCCUUUGAUACUACGUGUUCUCUCACAGUCUAGGCAAGCAAUCACCUGUGAACUCCUGCUCCCAUGCCAUCAACCCUUUAUCUACACGGCCAUAUACGCUUCUAACUUGGCUGAGGAGUGUAAUGAUCUAUGGGUUGAGCUCCUGCAACUGCACGCUACACUUGACCUUGAAGCAACAAAUUGGAUUAUUGGAGGUGAUUUUAACCAGAUUAUGUUUGGAUCAGACCACUGUGCUAUAGCAGACAACAUCAAUUAUGCUCAGAUGUACCAAUUUCGGGACUGUCUCCAUCAAAUGGGUGUCUUUGAUUUUCGGUACACUGGUCCCCAACUAACAUGUACCAACAAACAAGAUGACUCCCCAGUGGCAAAGAAGUUGGAUAGGCAGCUCAUUAAUAGUUUCAUUAUAACUGCCUUCCUCCAUGUAAGAGCACUGGAAGAUCCCUCCCCUCAGUCUUUUCUUAAAGAAAAACUCUUACAUGAAAAAUGGAACUUCCUGCGUCUGUUGGAGGAAAGCUACUUUAGACAAAAAUCAAGAAUCAAUUGGCUGCAAGAAGGGGAUCUCAACACUACUUACUUUCACAGAGUCUGUCAGGCUAGAGCAUGCUUCAACGCCAUUAGAUCUUUCCUUCUAGCCUCAGGUGAUGUCAUCACUGAUCCUAUUGAAAUGAGUGUCCCCGCGGUGGGACAUUUUAAAUCAGUUCUUGGCCAUGAAAGUUUGGUCUCUCCCCCGGAAUGGUUCAGAGCAAUAUAUUACAGGCCUAUCGCAUGUCUCAACACCAUUUACAAGGUGAUCUCUAGACUGUUGGUAGUUCGCCUCAAACCUAUUUUACCCGAUCUAAUUCUACCAAACAAGACUGCUUUUGUUAAGAAUAGGCUACUAGUUGAAAACACUGUGCUAGCGAGUGAGUUGGUGAAUGGGUAUCAUAAAGACAAGGGGAAGAAGAAGGUUACUCUAAAAGUGGACAUUGCAAAAGCCUUCGAUACGCUCUCAUGGGACUUCCUUCUCGCUUGCUUAGAUGGCUUAGAUCUCCCUCCCCUCUUUGUUGGCUGGCUAAGGGCUUGUCUUUGUACAACAAACUACACUUUAGGAUACAAUGGGACUGUCAAUGGGUAUUUCAAGGGAAGAAGAGGUCUAAGGCAGGGGGACCCAUUAUCUCCUUACCUCUUUGUAAUUGCUAUGAACUGUCUCUCCUUAAUGCUCAACAAAAUGGCAACGGAUGGGUAUAUGGAGUAUCAUCAUAACUAUAGAAAGAUCAAACUUACCCAUCUCUCUUUCGCUGAUGAUCUCCUCAUUUUCAUUGAAGGCUCCAUUGAAUCUGUCCAAGCGGUACUACAAACCCUCCAUGAAUUCGAGCUUAGAUCCAACCUAGCAAUUAGCUAUCAAAAAACAAGUUUCUUUGCAUCAUGCCUAUCAGAAGCAGAAAUGUCAGCUAUUCAAGUCUCAACUGGAAUGAAAUGUGGUACUCUAUCUAUGAAGUAUCUUGGUGUGCCGCUUUGUACUAAGAAGCUUACUCUCGCCAAUUGCGAGCCCCUGCUCCAGCAAGUAAAAGCGCGCUUCUCCUCUUGGCCGGCCAAAGCCUUGUCCUUUGCUGGGAGAUUGCUCUUGAUCAAAACUGGAGAAACUGAGGGGCAUCACUCCGCAAGAGUAGCUUGGGACAGAAUCACGUUAACUAAGGAGCAUGGUGGGUUGGGAGUUAAAGACUUACUUGUUUGGAACCGAGCUUGCUCCCUGAAGUUGGUGUGGCUGCUCUUCUUUCGCCCUUCUUCGGUAUGGUUUUCCUAUUUCAAAGAGAUCAUUUUAAAAGGAAAUAUUAGCAACUUCUGGACAAUCAAAACCAGUUCAUCAUAUUCAUGGUUGGUGAAUAAGCUUAUCAAGACUAGAAACAUCUGUUAUCCUCUGAUUAAACAUCGGCUAGGUAACGGUUUCUCAACGAGCUUCUGGUUUGACAACUGGUCCCCGUAUGGUUGCCUUAACGUGUACCUCAAUGGUGAUGUCUCGCGAUUGGGAAUUCGGAAAACUGCUACUCUGGCCUCUCUAUACUCUGAUGGAAAUUGGUCACUGCCUCCUGCCAGAACAGAAGAGCUUUUGGAAGUUCAGAUUCAUCUCACAACUGUCACCCUAUCACAAGAAGAAGAUUCAUAUGAGUGGGUAAUUAAUGGAAAAUCAAGGGACAAGUUCUCCACUGGAUCGGUCUACGCUUACCUCAAGGGUGAUGUAGCUACUGUGGCCUAG